This is a messenger RNA of Anguilla rostrata (American eel), 10960 nucleotides long. RefSeq names its product sidekick cell adhesion molecule 1b (gene sdk1b). The coding region runs from base 759 to 7823 and encodes 2354 amino acids. Gene Ontology annotation, biological process: cell-cell adhesion. Gene Ontology annotation, molecular function: protein binding. The record is from RefSeq and is a predicted model, not a curated record. NCBI's taxonomy places the organism in Eukaryota, Metazoa, Chordata, Actinopteri, Anguilliformes, Anguillidae. The transcript has 47 exons.
UCUGCGAAAGCACUGACCAAUGAUUUUAAAGUGGGGCGGGACGAGCAUGUUGUGAAUGGAAGUUAGUUGUUUCUUGCUGACGACGAGUCAAGUGCUCUGACAGAGACUGCUGCUAACAGCAAGACAUAAAACCAAAGUUUCGCCACUUGUAAACAGCCAUUGUGUGUUUCUGGAGAAGAGAAAUCGUGUGAUGCGGGUAAGACAUUAUUUGCGAAAUGGUCUGAAGAGAUGAGGUUUCAUUUUGUAAGCUAACAAGCUAGCGAACCUGUUGUCGGUUGGCAUUUGGCUAGCUAGCUGCUUGCCAUUUGAAUUGGAGGCUUUUGGACAGAGACCGGCAGUUCGCUACGACUUUGGAAGGACUUGAAACGGAAUACGUAAAAAUAACUGGUUGAUUUGCGAAGAAAACCCACGAAAAAGGAGCAUAUUUGCACGUCUCAACGUUUUUGGAAACAAACUUACUCCAGAUACUCUGAAAGGAUCCUACUUCAUUGCGGAGGAGCCGGGAAUUCACUGAUUAGUAGAACGAAAUCGAUUAAGUGAAAGGACAUGGCUAGCUGUCCGGCUAGCUAACUACGAUGGAUAAUUCCAAUGUUUUAUCAUGCGCAGUUCACAGUGAUUAACGAAAUGCUCUUGUAGACAGUAUCCCCGUAAAGGCAUCAAAACAACCAAGCAUUUGUGGGAGAUAUCAGAUUAAAGCGGAUAAGCAAAAUCCUACCGUCACAAAUGUAUUAGGGAGUUGUUCUCGGGAUCAAUUGCAAAUGAAAAUGAGGGAUCACAGAAAUCUGAAUUCCAACAACUCUGCUGGACAAAAGCACGAUGAUAUUUUUGACGACCCCAGUGUAGGGGCUACAUUUAGCACAAUAGUAUCUACACAAGGAGAGUUUAAUAAGUGGCAGCACGAUGGUCUUUACUCAACAAUUGGCACUGCCAUAAUAGCUGACAGUCGAAGACGCACGGAACAGGAGUAUCUGCGCAAGGAGUUUACAUUCGAUUGCAGCGGCAGGGCUCAUGUUAGUGACCGCCCUGCAUGCCCAGAAAAAUAUGUUAACGUUAGAACAGGUCGAUUUCAAGACAUGCACGGGAGAAAUCAAACCUUGAACACAACUGACAGCGGGAGGCGCAUUGAAAACGCUUUUCAUUCUGGUGGCAGUCGCUCUCAUCCGAAGUGUAACGUUAGCGGGAAAACCUCUGAUGCCAAAGUACAGCUGGUCAUGGAUGCUACUUUUUACCAAAUAACUGGGGACAGACUAUCCAGUAUGAAUGGUAAUAUUACGGAAAUUACCCGCCACAAUCACGGUGACAAAAAGAUUACCCGAGAGAUUACACGCAACAGCCCAGUAAACAGCCGCCAAAUCGGGAAUGGAAGGAGAAAGUUUACACUGAGUAUAUGUAGUUGGUGGGCGUUCUUCUUUUUCAAUUCCCAUGUGCUGACAGCGCUGGCUCAAGAUGACGUGGCUCCCUAUUUCAAGACUGAGCCGGGCCCGCCGCAGACCCACCUGGAGGGGAACCGCUUGGUCUUGACCUGCCUGGCGGAAGGGAGCUGGCCCCUGGAGUUCAAGUGGAUGCUCAACAACUCUGACAUCACUUCCUUCUCUCCUCAGUACAAGUACAGCGUGGCGUCCCUGCAGCGCUCCGACGCCGGCUUCUACCAGUGCGUGGUGCGGAACAGGAGGGGCGCGCUGAUGCAGAGGAAGACUGAAGUGCAUGUAGCGUACAUGGGCAGCUUCGCGGAGCAGGAGCAGAGGAAGACUGUGUCCCAGGGCCGGGCGGCCGUCCUGAACCCCCCCGCCGUCAGCAGCUACCCCCGCCCCCAGGUCACCUGGUUCAGGGACGGCUACAAGAUCAUCCCCAGCUACCGAGUAGCAAUAACCUUGGACAAUCAGCUCGUGGUGCUGUCGACAGCUGCGCCAGAUGCAGGACGGUAUUACGUCCAGGCAGUUAAUGAAAAGAAUGGAGAGAACAAGACAAGCCCAUCCAUUUACCUGAGCGUGGCGAACUCGGACGCUCCAGCGGACCCGAUGGCUCCGGUGAUCGUGGUCCCUCCCAGGAACACCACGGUGGUGGCGGGGGCCACCGAGGUGACGCUGGAGUGUGUGGCUAACGCAAGGCCGGUCGACAAGCUGAGCGUCUCCUGGAAACGGAGCGGCGUGAAGCUGACGAGCGGCGUGGGCACGUUCGGGCGGAGGCUGACCGUCUUCAAGCCCGGCUCCGACGACGCGGGGCCGUACGUGUGCGAGGCCGCCCUGCUGGACAGCAGCGCCAAGGUGGCCGAGGCCAGGGCCUUCCUCUUCGUCACAGAGGCCCCGCGCUUCACGGUGGAGCCCAAGCGGAGGACCGUGGGGGAGGUGGAGAAAACGGUGGACAUCCCGUGCCAGGCCAGAGGAGUCCCCUUGCCCAAGCUGGAAUGGUACAAGGACUCUGUGGCGCUCAGCAAACUGAAUAACCCUCGUUACAAAGUGAUGGCUAGCAUGGGCUUGCAGGUCCGAAAGGUGCACCCCAACGAUGCCGGAAUCUUCCAGUGCUUCGCCAGAAACUCAGCUGGGGAAAUCCAGGUUCAUUCUAACCUCGUCAUCACAAGUAUGGCCCCGGCCUUCGCUGAGGCUCCCUCUGACAUCACCGCCACCGACGGCACGGCGGCGGUCUUCGCCUGCGAGGCCUCCGGAGCCCCCAAGCCCGCCAUCACCUGGAAGAGAGGAACGCAGGUUUUGGGCAGCGGCUCGGUCCAGAUCCCGCGCUUCACCCUCCUGGAGUCCGGGGGCCUGCUGGUGAAGCCGGUCUUCAUGGAGGACACGGGGAACUACACCUGCCACGCCUCCAACUCGGAGGGAGCCGUCAGCGCCAGCUCCUCCCUGACCGUGUGGAGCCGCACGUCCAUCUCCCAGCCCCCUGAGGACCAGCGGGUCAUCAAAGGAACAACGGCCGUGCUGGACUGCAAGGCCACAUAUGACCCCAGGGUGUCCGUCAGGUUUGUGUGGAAGAAGGACGGCAGUGUGGUCAGCCAGACCAGCGGGGGGCGCAUCAGCUUAAGAGAUGGCUCCCUACACAUCAGCCAGACCUGGUCAGGAGACAUUGGGGACUACACCUGCAACGUCCUCUCUCAGGCCGGCAACGACUCCAAGUCAGCCCGUCUGGAGGUCAUCGAACUGCCCCACUCUCCCCGGAACCUGCAGGCCAGCCUGAACGCCACGGACAGCCGCAGCGUGGACCUCUCCUGGGUCCGCCCCUUCGACGGGAACAGCCCCCUCCUGCACUACAUCGUGGAACUCUCCGAAAACAACUCUCCGUGGAAGAUCUACUUGCCUGAAGUAGACCCGGUCCUGACGGGAGUGGUGGUGAGAGGGCUGACCCCAGCGCGCACGUACCAGUUCAGAGUGUGUGCGGUCAACCAGGUGGGGAAGGGCCAGUACAGCACCGAGACCAACAGGCUAAUGCUGCGAGAGGAGGCUCCCAGCGCCCCUCCCAAAAACAUUGUGGCCAGCGGCCGGACCAACCAGUCCAUCAUGGUGCAGUGGCAGCCCCCCCCGGAGCCCGAGCUGAACGGCGUGCUCAGGGGCUACGUGCUCAGGUAUCGCCUGGCCGGCCUCCCUGGGGAGUACCAGCAGAAGAACAUCAGCAGCCCUGAGAUUAACUACUGCCUGAUUAGGGAUCUGAUCAUCUGGACGCAGUAUGAGAUCCAGGUGGCGGCGUACACGGGGGCGGGCCUGGGGGUGUUCAGCCCGCCCGUCACAGAGUACACGCUGCAGGGAGUGCCAACGGCGCCCCCUCAGGACGUGGAGGCCAAAGCGCUGGACUCAACCACAAUCAAGUUCACGUGGAACCCUCCCCCGCAGCAGUUCAUCAACGGCAUCAAUCAGGGGUACAAGCUCCUGGCGUGGCCGGAGCAGUUUCCGGACAGCGUCACCGUGGUGACCAUCACGCCGGACUUCCACGGGGCGCGACACCUGGGCCACGUGAGCGGGCUGAGGAAGUUCACCUGGUACCUGACGUCGGUGCUGUGCUUCACCACGCCGGGGGACGGGCCCAGCAGCCCCCCGCAGCUGGUGCAGACCCACGAGGACGCCCCGGGCCCGGUGGGUCACCUGAGCUUCACAGAGAUCUUGGACACCUCUCUGCGGGUCAGCUGGCAGGAGCCUGUUGAAAAGAACGGCAUCAUCACAGGCUACCUGGUGUCCUGGGAGGUGCAGGGGCUCAACUCCUCCCGGGUGUCGCGCACGCUCCCCAACACCACGCUGGAGUACAAGGUGACGGGCCUCACCUCCCUCACCACCUACACCCUGGAGGUGGCCGCCAUCACCCAGGCCGGGAUGGGGACCCCCACCUCCUCCACCAUCUCCUCCGGGGUCCCGCCAGAACUUCCCGGACCUCCAUCAAACCUUGUUAUCUCCAACAUAAGCCCCCGUUCUGCCACACUGAAGUUCCGGGCAGGGGAUGAUGGGAAGACAUCUAUCUCCAAAUGGAUUGUUGAGGGCCAGGUGGGGGGCAUCGGCGAGGAGGACGAGUGGAAGGUCCUGUACGAAAAAGAGAACGAGCCAGACGCCCAGGUGCUGGAAAUCCCCAACCUUACCCCCUUCACCCACUACAGGUUCCGCAUGAAGCAGGUGAACAUCGUGGGCCCCAGCCCCGUGAGCCAGCCCUCCCGCGUGAUCCAGACCCUGCAGGCCCCGCCCGACCUGGCCCCCAGCAGCGUGAGCGUGCGCACGGCCAGCGAGACCAGCCUGUGGCUGCGAUGGGUGCCCCUACAGGACACCGAGUACAACGGGAACCCGGAGACGGUGGGCUACAGGAUCAAGCUGUGGCGGGCGGACCAGCAGGGCGAGGCCCAGAUCCGAGUGCUGAGCGACCGCCUGGAGAGGGAGGCCACCCUGGAGGGGCUGGAGGCGUGGACCGAGUACCAGCUGCAGAUCCAGGCCUUCAACUCCAUCGGCCCCGGGCCCUGGAGCGAGAUGGUGAAGGGCCGCACCCGCGAGUCCGUGCCGUCUGGGGCUCCCGACAACGUCACGGCCGAGGCGGUGAGCUCCACGCGCAUCCUGGUCACCUGGGGGCCCGUGCCCGAGCACCAGAAGAACGGAUACAUCCUGGGAUACAAGGUGCUGUAUAAGGAGCAGGACUCGGAGGCUGAGCCCCAGGUGCACAUGGUGAAGGGGAACCUCACGCAGUCUGUGCUGCUGAGGAACCUGCGUAAAUACGUCCUGUACCAGAUCCAGGUGCUGGCCUUCACCCGCAUUGGGGACGGAGAGCCCAGCAGCCCCCCUGUCCUGGAGAGAUCAAAGGAUGACGGUAGGCCAGCUCCUGCUCUGCCACUUCAGCUCAGGCCCCCGGCGCAGAGGGUGAUUGGAAUUAGAAUCAUCUGGCAGCGCCCGAAGGACGCGGCUCAUGUGUGUUUUCCCUCUGGCUUCGUUACAGGGUACCAGAUCGCCUACCGCCUGGACGCCAGUGACCCGAACAAGUUCACCACGGUGGAGGUGGGCUCCAACGCCCGGCAGUUCACGGUGACGGGCCUGGCCCCCGAGUCGGCCUACGUCUUCCGCGUCUCCGCCCGCACCCAGCAGGGCUGGGGCCUGCCCGAGGAGGCGGUGGUGAUCACCACGGAGAGACGAGACCGGCCCCAGCCGCCCAAGAAGCUGACGGUGCCGCAGAAGGACGUGCGGUCGCGGGCGCUGCUCCUGCGCUGGGUCCCCGGCGGCGACGGCUCCUCGCCCGUGCGCUACUUCACCCUGCAGACGCGCCAGCUGCCCGACGGGGACUGGCACACCCACUCCGCCGCCAUCAGCCACAACAGCACCUCCUGGGAGGUGGACCGGCUGAAGCCCUUCACGUCGUACAAGCUGAGAAUGAUGGCGACUAACGACAUCGGAGACAGCGCCUACAGCAAGGAGACGGACGCAAUUACAACUUUACAAGAUGUUCCUGAUGAACCACCUGUUAUUCUGGCGGUAAAGCCAUCCACAACGACCUCUGUCCUUGUUCAGUGGCAGCCGCCCAAGGAGGAGAGCGUGAACGGGGUGCUGGUGGGGUUCCGCCUGUACUACCGCGAGCUGCAGUACGAGAGCGCCCCGGCGGAGCCCAAGGAGGCCGCCAACCUCUCGGCCGCGCGCGCCGAGAUCACAGCCAAAAGCACUUUCAAGACUGUGAGCAGUGCUUUGUUAACAGAAUUCGAGUUAACGCAGCUGAGCAAGUACAAACGCUAUGAGGUCGUGAUGACAGCCUACAACAUCAUUGGCGAGAGCCCGCCCAGCGCACCUGUGGAGGUUUUCGUUGGAGAAGCAGCUCCAUCAGUGGCCCCUCAGAACAUUAAGGUGAACAGCCUGUCAUCCACACAGCUAGAGGUGGUGUGGGAGCCUCCCCCCGUGGAAACUCAGAACGGGAACAUUCAGGGCUAUAAGAUCCACUACUGGGAGCGGGACAAUCGGAACGAGACGGAGAAGGUGAAGAUCCUGUUCGUCCCGGAGACCGCGGUGCGGCUGAAGAACCUGACCAGCUACAGCACGUACCUGGUCAAGCUGUGCGCCUUCAACGCGGCGGGAGACGGCCCGCUCAGCGAGCCCAGGAGGGGGCGCACUCUCCAGGCCGCCCCCAGUGUUCCGAGCUUCAUCACCUUCUCCGAGGUGACCACCACCACGCUCAACGUCUCCUGGGGGGUUCCCCUCACCCCCAACGGAGUGGUGGAAGGGUACAGGGUGGUGUACGAGCCCUCUGCCCCUAUACACGGCGUGAGCAAGGUGGUGACCGUGGACAUCAAGGGCAACUGGCAGCGCUGGCUCAAGGUUCGGGACCUGACCAAGGGCGUGACCUACCGCUUCCGGGUGCAGGCCAAAACCAUCAGCUUCGGGCCCGAGCUGGAGGCCAACAUCACGGCGGGGCCGUUGCGAGGCUCCCCUGGUUCUCCCAUCGAGACGUCAAUCACUAAAUCUUCCUCUGCCCUCACCAUUCAUUGGACACCAGGAGAUACAGGGGGCGGGCCAGUUAUCGGUUACGUUAUUGAAGCCCGUCCUUCAGACGAGGGCUUGUGGGAUACCUUCGUCAAGCACUUGUCCCCCAGCAGCACGUCUCACUCUGUCAGCCUGGACCGCCUCAGGCAGGGCGUCAGCUACGAGUUCCGCGUGAUCGCAGUCAACCAGUUCGGCUACGGCGAUCCCAGCAUGCCCUCUGCUGCCCUGUCAGCCCAGUCAGAGACGCCUUUCUACGAGGAGUGGUGGUUCCUGGUCGUCAUGGCGCUGUGUGGGCUGAUCCUCAUUCUGAUGGUGGUGUUUGCUCUGGUGCUGCACGGUCAGGGCAAGAAGUACAGAAGCUGUGGUACCGGGAAGCACAUCUCCACCGUGGAGGAGUCCGUCACCCUGGACAACGGAGGCUUCACUGCCCUGGAGCUCAACAGCAGGCACCUCAACGUCAAGAGCACCUUCCUCAAGAAGAAUGGCACCAGGUCUCCUCCCCGCCCCAGCCCCGGGGGACUGCACUACUCUGACGAGGACAUAUGCAACAACUACAACGGCGCCGUUCUGACAGAGAGCACCACGCUGACCGAGAAACCCACUGAGAUCUCUGAGUCUGAGGCCACGGACAGCGACUACGAGGACGAGCAGCCCAAGCACUCCUUCGUCAACCACUACAUGAGCGACCCCACCUACUACAACUCGUGGAAGCGGCAGCAGAAGGGGCUGAAGCAGAGCCCGGCCUACGCGUACGAGGAGUGCGCCGGGGGCGACGCCGAGGCCUACUAUCAGACUGUAGUGACCCAGCACAGCGUGGGAGGGGCGUACACCCCCGCCGGCCAGCCCGCCCCCAGCUCACGGACACCCGCCACAGGCUUCUCCUCCUUCGUCUGACGCACGGUGCCACGCCGGGGGCGGGGAGGGGCGGGGUCAGGGUGGGGCCCGUCCAGCGGCUCCGGCAGCCCGGGGGGUUGUGGUGAAUUGUGGGUAUUUAGCCGUCGGCUCCAUACGGUAAAAAGACACAAAGGUAUUGCUGGCAGGAGGAACAUGAAGCUGUUUCUCAGCUCUGCACUUCUCCUGUGCCCACGUCCCCCACAGUGUCUGUGACUUAUCAAGACUGUGUGAUUAUCUCCGUCAUAUGUGUGUAUCUGUGAGAGAGAGACUGAGACAGACAGGCAGUUUGAGUGAAAACGAAGGAAUGGCUUACAAAACUAGAUGGAAAAGAACUUUCCAGAAAGACAGAGAAAGAACUCCUGUGUAUUCACGGGACUCUGCUUCGACUUUGAAGAGUGAAUGUGAGUUCAAGGCCUGGACUCAGUGCAGGGGAUCACAGACGUGUUCUCACCCCAAUAAAUCUGAUCCUCUUCAGAACUCAGCCAGCGGAUGAAAAGAACUUUCCUCUCAAAAGGAAUAAAAACAUUUCUUCUGCCUGGCACUUAAAAGAGGAAAUAAUGGUCUUGUUUGUUAACAGUUAAAAAACUGUUUCAGCUCAAAGAUGGCCCUUAAAAAAAUCUAAUGGAUCAAGACGCUUGUAAUUAUAGGACUUUUAAUCACAUUAAGUGUAUUACCCACAAUCCACUUCAAAAGCUGAAAGCCCCAAGAUGUUGCACUUGAGAGUUUGGAGGACGCGUCGACCACAAAACUUCUGAAAGACGGCUUAAAAAGGAGCAGAGCGGAAUUUGCAAGACAACGGGGUGUGGGAGGCGUCAAAGGGAACCCUCUCCACCCUGCGCCGCACGGUCCUCUACAUCAGAGAGAGGCCUCCGACCGUGUGGCAGAAGCAGCAGCAGGUUCCCCGUGCCUGCUCUGAGCUGGCCUGCUGUGUGACGCUGCGCCGAAGCUGUGCUGAAGCUGAGGGUGGGCUGUACAGUACGCCGCGCCUGACCCCGCGGGCUGGCCUGCCUCCAGGACGCCCUCGCUCUCGCCGCUGGUCCUUCCACUUCAGUCCGGGAACCGCCCAUCAGACGAGUAACACUCACUUGAAGCUUUCCAUGUUUUCGGUUUUUGUCUUAUGGUUUGGUUUGGUUUUGUUUUGUUCUGAGAAGAAUGAAUGUAAUGACAAGGAAUUCCUUUGGGUUUGAAAGGAUAUUGAGAUAAAAAAUAUACUGCCUUUGCACACAUGACUGCACUCUUAAGCCAUAUGGAUAUUGCUUUAACAGAAAGAAAUGUGCAUUUUCGACUUUUAUUUUUCAAACUCAUUUCUUUGAUAUUUUUUACGAAGAGAAAAGAUGACUGAGGACUUUGUUUUGUUCCUUUUUUAGGUUAGCAAUAUGUACUGUAUAAGUGUAUUUUUAGUAUAAAUUUUGUACAGAUCAAUUUUUACUGUAGUGUUUUUUGCCACGUUGGUGUAGUUCUGUAGUCAGUCCAUUACAGCAAUCCAUUGUUGUUGCUUGUUAGUGUAUGGCAAUCAGAAAGUAGAAUGAGGAGAUUUCAAAAAUCCCUGAGAUGAUAUGAGGAUAUAAUAGUUCAUAAACCUGUAGGGUAUUUGAGCUAGAUACAAAUUCAGUCUAUAUUUUUUGAAAAUUUAAAUCUGUGAUUAAAUAUUAACUGUCUUAUGUCCAUUGAGUAUGAACUGGUUUUUCACAAAGUAAAACAAAUUUCCUCGCAUUUUUUUAAAUCAAAUGAAAUGUUUAUUGUCAACCUUGAUGGCUGUGUGACCUUAUACUGUAAUCGCUCCUGAUUUCUGUUUCUCCUUGUUGUGUGCUGCUAACAUUACAAUAGGCCUCAAAACAUUAUGUGCUGAGUCAUUAUUAGGACAAAGGCUCAGAUAUAACAAGGGAUCUGAUGCUCCUCCAAGAACAUUAGUGAAUAUUUACUGAAGUUCCAUAGUCCAUGGUUAUUCUUGGCAGUGGUAUUUGUGAAGAUGUGAAUCAGUACAAGGCACAAUAUAAUUCAUUUUUAUUCUCUGUAGGUGUACUGUUAUGAGGCUUACACUGAAAACCGUCACUGAUAUAACUAAAUAAAUCUGAUGUAUUUUAACCGCAUAGGUUGUAUGUUCAUUCACCCUCCCACAAACGCAACCGAACUCACAGAAACGGAAGUGUAAAUAUAUGAACUACAGCCGGCUGCGCCCGCACCGCGCAGGUUUGUUUGGGACCCAGAGAAAGCGACGCGAGUGCUUGGAGAAGCUCGGCCACAGUUGAGCGUUGAGCGAGGGUAGAGCGAUAACGUUUUUUAUAGAGGGCAAACGGAAGAAAGGCUUAUAUUUGUAAGCAAUUACAUUCUGUCCAUUUUGUUUGUCUUUCAGAAAAGUAUUUGGGUAACUGACAAUAACAGAGCUCUUUUAACAUUUUCAUUCAUUUUUUUUCAGCGUACUUCCUGCUAUGUACAGCAGAGGGCAGUAGCAUUGGGGUAAAGAGUACCUCUGCUCAGAAGCAGGUGCUUGUAUUUCAUUAUGCUAUGCUGAAAAGCUUUGCUCACACCUUAUCAUUCAGUUUUGUAUUUCUGUAUCUUUUUUAAAGUCUUGUGAAAUAACAUGGCACUAAGUUUUUUAUUUUAUUUUAUUGUACAUAGCUUUCAGGGAUCUAUUGUUAUGUACUCUAUAGGUCUUCUGAAUAAAUGUCUGUCAAAUUCCCACCAUAUUGUUUUGCAGUGGCUGUUCAAUAACAUUCAUGUACUAUCCCUGAACUGUACACUCUUUCAUGUACAAAUGUUCCGAGAGGUAAGACAAGGUUGGAAUUAUGAGUUCCUUUGACAUAAUCACAGGAAAUGUAAAACAUGUUUACUUGUGUCCAAACCUGUAUCAUUUCUGAUCACUUUUUUCUGUAUGAGCUUUAAGAAAAAUCUUCCAGGUUUAUCCACGGUUGCAUGACAUUCACUCUUCCAUUUCCGUAGCUUUACUUUGUUCCGAUUUACCGCUGUUUUUGUAUGGUAUCUGUUUCAGGUGUUAGUUGACGUUGGUCGGGGAAUGUUUUCUUUUUACUGUUGUAGUGCUCUUAUAGUCAUAUUUACCAGACUCAUUUCUUUGUUUAAAGCUUAAUGAUUUUGCACUCUUGCCAUUUAUUAAAUAGAAAAUGAAAAUGUUCAAACUG